Molecule: messenger RNA, 1113 nt
Organism: Daphnia magna
Lineage: Eukaryota; Metazoa; Arthropoda; Branchiopoda; Diplostraca; Daphniidae
Exons: 1
Coding region: 55-1113 (352 amino acids)
Source: RefSeq, a predicted model, not a curated record
UGUAACGCCAACCCAUCUUGCCAAUCAAAGCUUCACAUCUGUUUUCUACAUGAAAUGACACUGCCGUUGAAAAUAAAAUCCAGCGUUUUAAAUCCCCCCCAAAAAAUGUCUUCACCAAAUACAAAGACCAACUUGGGAAAUGGCCGUUGUAAGAACCAGUUUCUUUUCUCCGUUUUCGUUGUUAUCGGAUUAAUUUUAAUGGCGGCAUCCGGACUGGUGGUUUACUACGUGUUCUGUGUUCCAGCCCAACCGUUCACCGACAAUGCUGUAAUGGAUAACAAGGUCGAUGUUAGCGUUGUUUGCCCCCCACCAGUUGCUCCAACCAACUGCCCUGCCCCACCUGAUAAUUUACCUCUUUGCAAUUUCGCACCGACUUGUCCGCCCAUACCGGCCGUCCCUUGCGCCAGCGUUCCAGCUCAGGCAUGUCGACCAUGUCCAACUCAUCCGCCGUGCACUGCGUGGAAUUGCCAGCCGGUCACGUGUCCAACUGCGGCUCCCAAUCGCGUCCCAAACAUCAUUGGCAAUUUAUCGUCGUACGAGAUGACCAACACGAAAGCCAUCGAUUUGAUUCGACGCUAUCCACCGAACUCGUACGAACGCCUACAAGUGGCCGUUCAACUCAUGGGUUUCAGCAUCGAAUGGUGGGUCAAUACGCUAACGGUGCGCAAUUGCCGUUUCGACAAGAGACGGGUCUGCACGUUUUGCAAGGAUCGCUAUCGGUACCUGCGCUGCAUUGUGGAAAACGAACUCGAUUCCAACAGAUACACGGACAGGGAAUCCGGUAAUGCCAACAGGAUUUACAUGUUCCAUGACCGCGACGGUCGCGAUUGGUUCCCGCCCAACUUCCGCCAUCGUGUGGAUCAUUCGACUAAGAAUGAGGCGUACACAGACAAGCAGGAUCCGAAUUACGAUGUGACGUACGGCAUGGAGACUGACACGUAUGAGCAUUUUUUCAAAACGCAAAAGGCGCUCAGCUUUUGGAUUGAUAGACCGGGCACGCCCAACAGGAGGCACUGCACACCUUGCGACGGGAACGAUUCGAUGGAGCACGUCAAAUGCACGACGUAUGCACAUUUUGAUUGGGCUUUGGACUGGUGGCCACCGCAUCAGUAG